GAUCAGCUGUCCGGUUGAUGUCUGCAGGUUCUGAGGACCUUGCAGUGUUUUUCAUGUCAAGAUUCGUGACAAGUGAAACUUUGAAUUUGGUGACUUGCCAUUUAUGUUUGGAAUAGACGUAAAGAUGGCGAAAAAGAGUAGUUCCAAUAAGGCAUUCAAAAGCUUGUUUUCUAAAAGCGAAGCCAAAUUGACCGUGAAGAAGGAGAAAGAUGAACGAGGAGGAAAAAAGUUCCAACUCUUCAAAUUCAAGAAAAAUACGAAACACGGCAAAGCUGAAGAGAAGCAAGUGGACUUCAGUGCUGCUGAGACCAAUGGAUCUGGUGGUGAUGCCCAGGGGAGGGAUGCUGAAGACUGGCCUGAUGUUAAUCACACUAAGAAGACCAGAUCUCUGACUGCUCCCAGGUCAAAGCAUGUUGUCCCCCCUCUCCCUCCCCCUGUCUCACUCACUAUCCCUCCCUCUGCCUUUCCGUCUAUCGCUCGCAAACAGGCCAAGGACCUCAGCUACUCAGAGAUGGACCUCCGUGCCAAGCCCAAGAGGUUCGGCACUUUCACCUUCGGUUUGAAGAGGAGUAAGAAGAAGAGUGACAGGGAUCUAUCCCAGAGUGUCGUGGUCCUCCACAGCCCCAAUCCAGAGGUCAAAGGGCAAGAGGAGGAGGAGGCUUUGGACCUCAGCCUCUGGGAUAUCGGCCAGGGCGGCACUCUGAACAAGAGCGUAAGGUUCGCUAUGUCUCAGCGUGACAUAAACAAUACGACACGGGUCACCUCCUAUCCUCCUGCCACUGUCCCCAACGUAUCGCAGGCCCAGGAGCCCCUGAUGGACAGUCCGAAGACUGUCACCAACCAAUCAAAAUCCCAGGAAUCCCUGAUGGAUAAGAUUAUUCCUUUUGAAGUGGGUCAGGCUACAGGAAAAGCCCCUUUAGCUAUGCCUGAGAUGGUGUGGGAUGAGACCUCAGAGGAAGAGGAGAGCCCGGAUGUUCAGUGUGACAACCCUUAUGCCUCAACAGACCAUACUGACACAACUUAUAUGGAUGUUGAUCGCUUUAACCCAACUCCUCCCUCUUUCCCAUCUAUCCCACCACCCUGCUAUCCAUCUCGCCCACCUACACCCUUUUGCUCUCCUCCUACUACAGUUUACACCACAAACCAGAGAGAUGACAUUUCCCACUCCCCAUUACCCAGCUCUGACCCUGUGAGUAGUGGUCUUUCUGAUUCUGUCUUUCAUGUUACUGAAUUCUCACUUACCAAAGCUGAGUCCUGUGUUACCUUCUCCAUUGGCCAACCUGUUGUUGCUGAAAAUAUCAGCACUGUUACCCCUAAUACUGAUCCCGCUCCCAUUGCUUUGGACCCCAAUAGAGAAACCUCUGUGACUGAAACAGACACACCUGUCCCUGUGGUUAAAACCGAGACCUUUGCGCUCAACCCUGAUACUUUGGCGGACGACACUGACACCCCUAUUCUCAUCACUGUCAGCUCUUCUCUUAUCACGAUCAACUCUGUUACUGAUGUGGACACCCUUGCUGACACUGUUACUACCAUUGGCACCACCUCCAUCAAUGACACCUCUGUCUCUACCACGGGUACAUCUAUGCCUGAAACGGUCAACUCCGUCACCUCUGAAGAGGUCAGCACCGCUAUUCCUCAUCUUGGCCCCUCUCCCGCUGAAAUGGUCAUCCCCGUUCCAAGCACUGACAAAUCUACAGCUGAAAUGCUAGCCUCCAUUGCAAGCACGGUCUACUCCAUUACCGGCACUGUCCCCAACACUGACACGUCCUCUGCCAACAAAGAGGCAUAUGGAACUCUGUAUGAAUCGCUAUUUCCUCAAAGUUUCACAUCGGAACACAAAUCUGCCAUAUCAGACCCUCACUCUACUGAGGGAGGUCUUGACACCAACCUAAACAUGAUUUAUGACACUGACCCACACCUGUCCUUGGAUAACCCCUUUGACUUAUUUAUACCUGAACCAGUUAAACAGGAGUCUGAAACUGUCAUUGAUCACACUGAAGCUAGUGUCAGUGGCACCACCCAAUCAACUCCAUUACGGUUUGCCACUGACGCCGCUGUCGCCGACAUGGACAUACCUGCCACUGUAGACUCCAAAAUGGAUGCCAGCCAUCCUGACACAGACACCACUGCUUCCCCUAAAACUAACCUCACUGUUAGUGACUCAAAACCAGUAUUUGAAGAUUUUUAUGACCCAGACAUGGAGACAUCUGACAUUACGAUCGACUCUCCACCUCAUAAUAUGGACACUUCUCUUGAAAGAAAGGAUCCCGCUGUUCCUCAAAUAGACACUCCCGACCCUAACACAGAUAUCUCCCUCACUGAGCCUGAGAAUUCCAGUUCUCUUGAGUCCACACAGGGGGAAUCCUUUGUCACAAAACCAGUCAACAUUGACGCUUCCGGCUCCUCUACAAUCUCUGAAACGAUGGCAACUGCGACCGGUCAAGAAGCAGAAGUAGAGAUUAUGGAAGCUGAAAAUAUUCUGAACUGUGAAAAAUCAAAUGACGUGUCCACAAUUGCUACUGAGGAAGUUCAUGAAGCAGAGAUGAUGAAAGAGGCCAACAUCAUAGAUUCUAAUAGACAGAUUGAGGAACAUAUGCCCUGUGAUGCAGACGUUGUCAGGGCAAGCUCACAUUAUGUGACCAUACCAGAGAACAGCAGUGCCAUGGAGGUCACUAUAUCAAUGGUCCAUUACAGCAUCCUGGACGAUGACAUGGAGGAGAGUGGAGAUGAAAAGGUAAAAGCGGAGGAAGAGAAAGGCACGGGCAGACAGUGGAGGAAUGGUAAUGAAACCACCAAAAUGGGAUGGAGUGUGGCGUCGCAGAAAGAAACUGAAGAAAUGUUCGAAACGAGGGAUAGAGGUCAAGAGAGUGAAGCCCACAAAGAGAAGAGAAACAUUGAGUGCCAAGACGAGAGUGACCCGGCGAGCCUAGUGCAGGUGGAGGAGAGAAAAGCGAGAGAAGUCUGGCCACUGGUGAAGGAAAAGAGGGAGGAGGGGGUGGAACCAGCCCUGCCGGUUCAGCAGGUGCACACGCUCAUGGAAUGUGAGUCGCCAGCCCUACCUUUCACCACAGAGCAGCAUGGAGAGGAGGGGUCAGGGAGUAACCGGAGUGUGGUUACGCAUGCUUGCCUGGGAACAGAGGCCUGCACUUGUACAAAUGCACAGACCCCAUGCCAGGAAGAGCCACAGGAGGGAGUGAACGAGUCCCGCAGCGCUGAGCAUAAACACUCUAACAACAGAGGGCGAGAGGACACACUCAAAACACACAACACACUCACACACAUUGCCGACGGAGAGGAGAGGAUUUUAGACACACAUACAACAGAGAUAGUGGACUUAGUCACUCGUACUGUCGAGGACACGGGUGCACCGAGCACACCCUCUUUCACUGACCAGAAAACAAACGUAGACACUGUCGCACACAGUGCAGAUGGUGAGAACAGACUCCCACUUGACACAGACAGAGAAGAGACAUCGACAGACACAUUCGCACAAAGCGCUGAGUCCGAGUCCAACACAUACACUGCAAAGGGAGAACACAAAGGGACACUCAGUACUGAGUGGAUAGACAGCAUUUUUACUCAGGACACAGACGGAGCCAGUGGAGAGCCAGUGUCAGAGCAGGUGGCAGUGAAUCCUCCAGUCUCAGGAGACCGAAUCCUCGAGAGACUUCGGAAGAGAGCCAGCGGUCUUGUCACUGAGGACACAGAGAGACCCGGUGCAGAGGCAGAGCAGGUGGAAGUGAAGCUGUCAGUCACUGCAGACACAUUCCUCAACUCACAGAAGAACAGAGUCAACUGCCUCAGCCAGCCAGAAGGGUCUCUGGAUGCUUCAGCUGUUCUCAGUACUGCUUUAAAAGACUCUGAGGGCUCUGAUUCAGAAAUUCAGCAGAUAGUGGCUUAUCUGGAGUCAGACAGCGAGAUGAAAUUAUUCCGUUCCACUCUCAUCAUAAGACCCUCUCCCACCCACAAGGGCAUGGAGGAAUCAAAACAGGACUUCCGUAAAGUCUCCCAGGUCACCGACAAUGACACCACAGACCACACUGAAUACAGUGUGGACUACAGUACAAGCACUAUCACUGACCCCAAUAGAACUGAAAGUGACCUAGGUCCAGUCGUACCAGAAUACAAAUGGAGAAACCAGGAUGAGGGGGCGCAAACCACUUUUGACCCCACAGGGGUGUCCUGGCGCUCUGACUCUCAGUCGAAUGAGUCAAGAGUGUCCACGUACAAUGGAUUGUACUCCUCCCUGUCCCCCUCCCUCCCUGUGUACAGACAACACCUCACCGGCCCCGGGCCGCCAUUCCAGGAACCUGGCCUGUCCUCCCACUCCUCGAACAUGCCCGGUUCCCCCGGCAACGGUCACUGGCUGAGCGACAGGAGCGAAGUUCAGCUGAGCCAUGAGAGUAGCGAGCCAGAAACAGGCAGGGGGAGGAGGAGGGAGUGGGAAGAGGAGGAGGAGCUAGCCACUGCACCUGCAGGACAGAGAGAGAGAGGGGUAGAGCAAAAGAGUAGGGCGGGAGAGUCCGUGGCAAAGAAGAUAAAAUCAGGCUGUGAUCCACAGUCGCUCCCAGUCUCAAACUUCUCCUCGGCGGGUCAGUCUAUUGAAGACGUGGACUACAGCAGAGACAGCAGUGACUUCUUCUCUGGGGUGUACAAGGCCACACUCGUGGAGCUGCUCCCUGACCCCUCCUCCUCAGACCCUUCCCCCUCCUCCUCUCCCUUGACCCCUGACCCAGGCAACCCCUAUCACGGUGACAUGGAAUGCCUGGUGGACACCCUGAAGAGCAUGAACCCUAUCCCGGUCCAGAGGCAGAGGAGCCUGCGUGGGACGACUGCCCCCUCCAUCUUCUCCUCCCUUUCCCCUAUCGUGGAGGAUGCCCCCUGCUCCACCCCCACCACCACCAAAUCUCCCCAGGUGCCCGCUGGGUCUUCGCUGGAGGUCCCUAACAACCGUUACAUCCUUCCUGCAGACCUGGGCCUCAAACGGGGCUCCCCCAAAGAGAUGCGCUCCCCUCUGGAGUUGAUGAAGCUCCAGCAGCUCCAACAGAAGCAGGAGCAGCAGGCUGGGGACCACCAUUUGAACCGUGGAAGCCUCAACCUCCCACUCCGAGCCUCGGCUCUUAACAGCAUCAUCGUGAGGAAGAGCUCCUUGGGCAGUGACUCGUCCUCAGAGCACUCGCCGUCCCCCAUACUAAACGGAGGGAGCAACAACCAGUCUCCAAGCCCCUCGCGCCUGGACAACUCAUUCCUCUUCUCCAGCUAUCGUUCAGCAUCGAUUGAUCAGCCACAGGAGAAUGGCAAUGCCCAUAGCCUAGGCCAGCGGCCCUCUCUUUUCCGUACGAGCUCCCUACCGGACAUAGGGCCUAACCAGGACCGCAUGAGCUCAGGGGUUGGUAUGGGCAUGGCCGGUGGGCCUGGGACCAGACUUGGAUUUGAAUCUGGAGCUGGAACCGGAACUGACCCUUCUACCCCCUUCCGCUACGAACGUUUCUCCUCCCUGAUGUCUGGCUCCUUAACCGGAAACAACACCGACACCAACUCUCGAAUGAGCAGGCCCCCUCCCCUCCCUAGCUUCACCUCUACCCUCGGAAGCCUCGUCAGUCCCACAAGCUCAUCUCUGGACAUCCACAGGUCGUUCGACAAUUCUAACAACUCCCAGUCCAAGCUCAGCCCGGGACUGGGUGGUAUGGGCUCUGUGGGCUCUAUUGGUCUGGGUCUGCAGAGGAGCUUCAGUAACGAAGGCCUGAACUCACCACUGUUCAACACGGGGUCUGUCCAUGGAGGAUCUCACUUCAGUCCAGAGCCAGAGAAGAACCUGGUGCAGAAGUAUAGAGCUUUCCCCGACGCCUAUCUCACCAAGGAGAAAGAACAUGGAAAGCUCAACCCUCGGCCAGGAAAGAUGUUCAUCUUUGACCAGCCAGGAAUGUGUGGCCAGCGGAUUGAGGUGCGGAGUGAUGUCAUUGAUGCCACACCCUGGCAACUACAGGAGACUAUCUCGAUCAGGGUUGUCAGGGGAGGCUGGGUCUUGUACGAGAAGCCCAACUUCAAAGGGGAGAAGAUAGCUCUGGACGAGGGGGACAUAGAGCUCACCUACCCCUUCGACGCCCCUGAGGAGGGAGGGGAACAACAACAGAAGCAAAAUGGAGUGGACGGACAGAAGGAGGGAGGAGAAGAAGUUGUGGAGGCCAAGCCGGCCAGGAGGUUCAUCAUAGGAUCAGUACGAAGAGCAGUCAGGGACUACAGUGUGCCAGAGAUCAGUCUGUUCCCAGAGGAGAAUGCCGAGGGGAAGAAGGUGACCUUCAGAGACACGUCAGAUGACGCCAGGAUAUUCGGCUUCCCCAUCAAAGCCAACUCCAUCAUCAUCAACGCUGGACUAUGGCUGGUGUACCCGCAGCCUUUUUUCCAGGGCGUACCACGUGUCCUGGAGGUGGGGGGGUUCCCCAACCCUGCAGCCUGGGGCGUGGAACAACCCUACGUGGGCUCAGUGCACCCGCUCAAAAUCGGUGAACCGAGAGUGGAGAAACCCAGUGAGCCAAAGCUGGUGCUGUAUGACAAGCCUUACUUCACUGGGAAGAAGAGGACGAUCUACACCAACAUGAGAGACUUCAUGACCAGACUGGAUAGACAGCAGACUGCCUUCAUGUACAGCCCUGGAUCCAUCCAAGUACAGGGAGGCUGCUGGGUUGGCUAUGAGAAGGAGGGUUUCCGAGGCCACCAGUAUCUGUUGGAGGAGGGAGACUACCACGACUGGAGGGUGUGGGGGGGCUGCGAUUCCGAGCUGCGCUCCGUCAGAGUCAUACGAGCGGACCUGACGGAGCCCAUGCUGGUGAUGUAUGAGCAGCCAGACGAGGAGGAGGAGGUGGUGGAGCAGGAGAACACCUUUGAGGUGACCAACGCCAUUCCUGACGUGGAGCUGUUUGGUUACCACACCACCACGCGCUCCAUACAGGUCCUCAGUGGAGCAUGGAUCGCCUACUCUCACGUGGACUUCUCUGGUGACCAGUAUAUCCUGGAGAAAGGUUUCUACAGUAACUCUGCUGACUGGGGCUCUUCAGACAACCGCAUCUGCUCUGUCCAGCCCAUCCUACAGGCUCCGAGUGAAAACCAGGGCAACGUCAGAAGAGAGGUGAUGCUGUACACGGAGCCAGAUUUCCAGGGUGAAUGCCAUCUGUGUGACAAGAACCAGGAGUCCCUCUCUGACAAGCUCAUCGCCAAGUCCUUCAGGGUGGUGGGAGGAAGUUGGGUGGUGUACGAGGGCCGUGAGUAUUCAGGGAACCUGUACAUCCUGUCAGAAGGAGACUACCCCAACUUCACCAGCAUGGGCUGUCCUCCGAACUGUGUCAUACGCUCGCUGAAGACUGUCCCACUGGUAUUCUCAGUGCCCUCCAUCUCUCUGUUUGGUCUGGAGUGUUUGGAGGGCAGGGAGAUCACAGUGGACACAGAGGUGGUCAAUAUGCUGGAGGAGGGCUACAACAACCAUCUACUCUCUGUCCGAGUCAACCGAGGCUGCUGGGUCCUGUGUGAGCACAGUAACUACAGGGGGCGCCAGUUCCUAUUAGAACCCAUUGAAAUCACCAACUGGCCCAAGUUCAGUCAGCUUCUCACCAUUGGCUCAAUGUACCCAGUACUACAGAAGCGGCGCUUCUUCCGCAUCAAGAGCAAGGAGCGAGGUCACUUCCUGUCCAUCCAGGGCGGCGUGGAGGAAAUGAAGUCGGGACGCGUGGUGGUGAUCGAGCAGGUGGAGGGCAUGAGCGACAUCUGGUUCUACCAGGAGGGCCUCAUCAAGAACAAGUUGGCUCCUACUAUGAGCCUGCAGGUGAUGGGGAAUGUGGAGGCGGGGGCGAAGGUGGUGCUGUGGUCAGAAGCCCGGCAGCCUGUCCAGACCUGGUCAGCCCAGAUGAGAGGCACCAUCCCCAGCCUUACCUUCCCUGGUAUGGUGUUGGACAUCAAGGGUGGCAAGCAGUACGACAGAGACCAUGUGGUGAUUUUACCAGAGAGUGAGGAGAGGCCUUGCCAACAGUGGGAGUUGGAGCUGCUAUAACCUUCCAAUAACCUUCCCUCAACCCACACCCUUCACCCGCUCCUCCAAUACAAUACAUUGCAAUAUCACCAAGCCCUCAGAACUCCUGCUCUUCAGUCUGUUGAGAUGGACAUUAGGAAGCACCACAUAAUUUAUCCUUGUCAUCACCAGGCAACUUCAAGAUGAUCUGAGAACGUCUUCAUUGUAGUUAAAGGGAUUUUCUUUCAUUCCGUGAAAAAUCCUACGAGGAUGAUAAUUUUUUGCCUCGACGCGAGGGCCGCAGCAUACGAACGACUCGACAAUAAACAACCAGCGCCUUUUGAAUCAACUGGAGAGGAUGGGAAGGAUAAUGCUCCCCUCCCCCCCUCCUCCUCCUUAAAUAUGUAUAUUUGGAUUAUUCUAUUUACAGACAUUCAACCCUAUCAGAUUCUUCCUUGACUUGGAUGGUAUGACCCGGCUUACCCACACACAGUAGUGGACUUAACCAUUCACUUGAACUCACCAAUGAUUAUUGGGAAGGUCCAAGUUACAUCUACUAAAUGGUACAUUAUCUGUGGCUAUAUGCAGUAUAUUAAAGAUGGAUUCAUAAAGGAAGCCACAUCUAUGCACAUUAUUUUCUGAAUUGACUUAAGAUUUUUUUUGUAUUUUGUUUGACUAUGCAGUGUACUACGUUUUGGGAAAACAUUGGAUGGGAAGUGUAUUCGUGAUGCAGUAUAAUACAUACACAAUACAUAUAAUAAUGUAUGAUGCAGUAUAAUGACCCUGUGGGCUUUUAUGCAGUUCUUCUCUAAUGCUACAAGUAUGUUCAUCAAGUUGGUGUUUCUAUUCCACUAUGGUAUUACGCCUGUAUUUGCAUAGAUAUUAAUCAUACAUUGCCAUUCACUGUCAACAUACAGGUUGCUCUAUUUGUUAUAUAACAUCAAAUGCCUUGCUUCUCUGUGCAUUCUUUUAUACCAAAAAUAUGUGAAUGGAAAUAAACGUGUUUUUAAAAUAUCAAGUUUAAAUAUGAAAUAAAACAUAUCAAUUGUUGAAGUGUU
Molecule: messenger RNA, 9060 nt
Organism: Oncorhynchus tshawytscha (Chinook salmon)
Lineage: Eukaryota; Metazoa; Chordata; Actinopteri; Salmoniformes; Salmonidae
Exons: 22
Coding region: 104-8044 (2646 amino acids)
Source: RefSeq, a predicted model, not a curated record